AUGAGCGGGCUUGAAGUUGCCGGCGUCGUUCUGGGGGCUCUCCCGUUGAUUAUCACGGCCGUUGACAAAUACCAAGUGACCGCCAAAAUAAUCAAAAAUUUCAGACACAAGGAGCCCUACAUUCAACGACUUGUGCAGGCUCUCAACGCGCAGUGGUUUUGUGUUGAAAGUGAGCUGGACAUCAUCUGGAAAGAGACCUUCAGCAGAGAGGACUUCAUACCCCCACCGCCGAGCCCUGACGAUUUCAAAAGCCCGAUGGUCGCGCAGGCCAUUCAGGAAACCCUCGGUGUUGGAUAUGAGCAUUAUAUUGCUGCGCUCUCAGAAUGCGAGCAGGCCUUGGUUGAAAUUGCGACACACCUUCGCGGUUUGUCAUCAGAUACUACACAGGACCUUGCUGUACUUGUUCAAGCCAAUCCACCAAAGUCAAAUGGCUCUUACGAGUUCACCAAGAAGAUCAAGUUCGCUUUAAAGAAAGAUGACUUAAUGAGACACAUCAAAGAUCUAAACGAUGCAACCAAUGGGCUGUCCCGAAUCAGAGAAUACAGUCGUUUACGAUGCCCUGUCACUCUUCAAUCCACGUCCUCGGCAACAACUAGAAUAGUGUCUUCCUUUGAUUCCAUUCGAAGGCAUGCAUGUCGACUGUACUCUACAAUCUCGACUGUGUACGGAAAAAGCUGUCACCCGGAGCAUGAGGCACACUUGUUCCUCCAAAGCAGAGCCGACAUACUGCUCACAAAAUACCGAACACCGAAAAAGACACCCGUCACUUUCACAGUAUCAUUUGGUCCGGCAAGCCACACCGAUGUGUGCAUCCCAUCCCUUGCCACGGAAGUGAAAGUGUCAGAGGAAGACGCGUUGAUACCUCAGUCUAGCAAUCUUACACUAUCUAGUCGUGGUUCCCUUCAUUCCUCGCAAUAUUCCUCGACCAGUACUCGUCGCGUGUCCUAUCAACUUGACGCCCAAUUUGAGACACACUGCAAAUCAAACACUUUCAAUUACCCCCUCGGCUCUAGUCGACUGGCCCCGAUGCCACAAAUCAUACAAGAUCUAUGUCUGCAUCUUUCGAAGAGUGCGGAGCUACAGGGUUUACAUUUAUCCCAGGAUGACCAUCUUUGUUACUAUAACCAUGAGCCAAAAAUUCGACCUCAGCCGAGUGGACCAGCCAGUCAUGUCCAUUCCCUGGAAGAAAUCCUUCAGCCCACAUCAUCCAUCAAGCUAUCACCCGUUUCGAGAAUUGCUCUAUCAUUCAGCAUAGCCUCCUCAGUGAUGCAGUUAAAUGACACGAAAUGGUACCGCUUCCCAAUAACAAGCAGCAUGAUCUGCCUUGUAUGUGAAAACUCAGGAAGGCCAGACUCGGAACCUCGGCCAUUCAUCAGCCGCAAGUUUACUUCCUCGUUGGAGGACUCCCACGCGCUCAAUGUUAAGCGAGUAAUGCUCGAGCUCGGUAUCGUUUUGCUCGAGCUAUGGCAGGUCCGAACACUUGCCUCCUACGCUGAUGAAUGCCAAAAGCCCUAUGGCACCCUAGGAGCUCGGUAUGACCUCGCGCGCCACUGGUUGGACGUUUGUAUAGGCAAUAUUCUCCCAGCCUUCUCUGAGGUGAUUACCAGAUGCAUCGAGUGCACCUUUGUGACUAGGACGGCAGAUCUGAAAUGGAUCGAUACAGAAUUCCGGAAAUCUGUUUACGACUAUGUUGUCAAGCCACUUGGGAAGCUUGUUCACCCUCAUAUCGAAGAAUAG
This is a messenger RNA of Penicillium olsonii, 1737 nucleotides long. NCBI's taxonomy places the organism in Eukaryota, Fungi, Ascomycota, Eurotiomycetes, Eurotiales, Aspergillaceae. The record is from the annotation of a GenBank genome assembly.